AUGGCUAAUGACCUUCAUCAGCUAAAGCUUGCUGUUGACAACAACAAGGAUCAGCUGACCUCAGUGACCAAGACCCUGAAGAAGUUGUCGGUCAUCGACUCUCUCAGUAAGAGUGUUGCUGCCAUCAAAUGUACCAUCAACCUCAUCCUCAACAACAGUUCAGAUGCAGGAGACUGUUGUCCUGUGGGUUGGACUGGGUUUGAGUCCAGCUGUUACUUUUUCAGCAAUGAGUCUCAGUCCUGGAACGAGUCCAGAGACUGGUGUGAAACACAGCAAGCCCAUUUGAUCAUUCUCCAAACUGACAAGCAGUGGGACUUUGUGAUCAAUCAAACAAUCCCUCAGUAUUUCUGGGUCGGUUUGUCUGACUGGAGAACUGGGAGUUGGGAGUGGGUGGAUCAGACACUGUACACUGUGGAGCCCAGGCGGUGGAAACCUGGGCAGCCCGACAACUGGGCUCAUCAUGGUCAUGGGCCUGGGAAUGAAGACUGUGCUCACCUUCACAAUGAUGGACGCCUGAACGACCAGCACUGCUCCAUCAAAGAACGCUUCAUCUGUCAGAAAGACAACCUGAGAGUCUGAACACACCUGCAGGCCUGACUCCGCCCACUUCAGAUUAUAAGGAACCUCUCCAAUUAAAGCACUGGAUAGAAAAACAAUUAAUAAAUACAACAUAGCCUAUUUAGAAACG
This is a messenger RNA of Pelmatolapia mariae (spotted tilapia), 688 nucleotides long. RefSeq names its product C-type lectin domain family 10 member A-like. The transcript is spliced from 5 exons. Lineage: Eukaryota; Metazoa; Chordata; Actinopteri; Cichliformes; Cichlidae. The record is from RefSeq and is a predicted model, not a curated record. Bases 1 to 579 code for a protein of 192 amino acids.